CCGGCGCGCGCGCGCGCCCUCCCCGCGCCGCGUCAUCACGGAGGGUUCCAGCGCGUCACGCGUUUACGCACGACCCCGCCCCCCUCCGGCCCCGCCGCCCCCCGCCGCCGCCGCCGCCGCCGUUCCGAGCUCUCUCACCUGAGCGGCCGCCGCCGCCGCCGGGCUACCGAAGGAGUCCACCGAGGAAAGGUACUGCGACUCGGCCGAGGGCGAGGAGCUGCACCGGGAGCCCGAGUCGUAGUCACCGGGGAAACCCUGGUACAUGGCCCCGGGGGCGCGGGGGCCGCGCCGCCACGCCAAGGCUGCGCCCGGACCGGGGGAUGGGUCAAGCCACCGGCAUCGCCGCCGGGGCCCGCUGUUGGAGCCGCCUCGCCGGGUCGAGGGGCCGGUAAGGUCCGCGCCGCCGUGCAAAGUCCCGCUCCGCCGCCCCGGAGCUCGAGCACCCCUCCGGGGCGAGCCGCCGCCGCCGUUCCGGGCUCCGCUCCGCUCCGCCGCCGUUCAGUCCCGCUGUGUAGCCCGUCCCCAAGCUCCGUUCCGGCGGCUCAAAGUCCCGGUGCCGCUGCUACGAGCCCCCGUGCAUCCGUGCCAGGCGCCGGUCCGGCGGUGCCGAGUCCCCCGCUCUCGGUUCCCCGGUGUCCUCCGCACGCUCUUUAUGAAUGAACCGCUCUCCGCCGCGCGGCCGCUUUAUACGGCGGCGCCCCGCCCCCUUGCUGACGUCACGGCCGCCGCCGCGGACCCCCCGAGCCCCCCUCGGGUCCCGCCGCUGCCGGUGCCCGUGCCGGUGCCGCUGCCGGUGCCGGUGCCGCCGCCGCUCUGCGGCCCCGCCGCUGCCGCCGCCGUUAAGAGGCGCCGCGGCGGGCGGGGAGCGGGGGGCAUCCCUCGCCCCGCCCCGCCGGAGUUCCUGUGACGCAAUUAGCCAUAUAUGGGCUUCUCUCUGAGUGUUUGUUUGGUAUCCUAGCAAUGACGUCACAGGGAAUCCCUUCGCCGCCGCCGCCGCCGCCGCCGCCGAAACGCGUAUUAAUAGAAACGGGCGCCGCGGUUCUAGAAACGGCCCGAACCGUCCGGGGCGAUGGCCCCGCACCCCCCGGUAACCCGCCCGUACCCC
Molecule: messenger RNA, 1105 nt
Organism: Oxyura jamaicensis (ruddy duck)
Lineage: Eukaryota; Metazoa; Chordata; Aves; Anseriformes; Anatidae
Product: wiskott-Aldrich syndrome protein homolog 1-like
Exons: 2
Coding region: 263-907 (214 amino acids)
Source: RefSeq, a predicted model, not a curated record